Molecule: messenger RNA, 1619 nt
Organism: Perca flavescens (yellow perch)
Lineage: Eukaryota; Metazoa; Chordata; Actinopteri; Perciformes; Percidae
Gene: pitx1
Product: paired-like homeodomain 1
Exons: 3
Coding region: 346-1242 (298 amino acids)
Biological process (GO): anatomical structure morphogenesis; regulation of transcription by RNA polymerase II
Cellular component (GO): nucleus
Molecular function (GO): RNA polymerase II cis-regulatory region sequence-specific DNA binding; DNA-binding transcription factor activity, RNA polymerase II-specific
Source: RefSeq, a predicted model, not a curated record
UGGGUGGGACUCGCUCAUUUUGGGGAGGUUAAACGCAGCAGAUGGGUGGGUCUCUACGUGGAUUGGAGAGCCGGAGCUUCCUCUCAGUCACAGCGGGCACAAGCUUUUCCCUGCAGCGAGAGAAGGGGAGCAGUCACUGCUGUAGAGGAGGGAAACGGGGCUGUGUGUUUUUAAAAUUUUCUUCGGGGAAGAACACUUUCGUGGAAGUUCUCCCUGUGUGAUUCAUCCUCUCAUGUCGUGGUGUGUGUCUGGCAGCGGGUGGAUUGUUAGCUGUUGAGGAAAGCUUUGUGCACCCAAGGAUUCACCCCGUUUCCCCUUUGUACGCAUCCUUCUCUUCAAGGUGGGAUGAAUUUGGACAGAGUCGCAGAGGCCGUGAGAGCACCGCCGGCCCGCGACGUGGCCCCCGCGUUUCAUUUACCGAGAACUUCAAAAGGCAGUCGAGAAACUUUAGAGAACUCAAGCAGCGAGUCUUCAGACACAGAGUUGGCAGAAAAGGAGAGGAGCGCCGAACACAGGAGUGAUGACGGGAACGCGGACGAUCCCAAGAAGAAGAAGCAGCGGCGGCAGCGGACUCACUUCACCAGCCAGCAGCUGCAGGAGCUGGAAGCCACUUUCCAGAGGAACCGCUACCCGGAUAUGAGCACCAGGGAGGAAAUCGCCGUGUGGACCAACCUGACCGAGGCCAGAGUCCGGGUGUGGUUCAAAAACCGUCGGGCUAAGUGGAGGAAGCGGGAGCGCAACCAGCAGAUGGACCUGUGCAAGAACAGCUACCUGCCGCAGUUCAGCGGACUCAUGCAACCUUAUGAAGACAUGUACCCGGCGUACACUUACAACAAUUGGACCAACAAGGGCCUCACCCCGGCGCCGCUGUCCACCAAGAACUUUACCUUCUUCAACUCCAUGAGCCCCCUCACCUCGCAGUCCAUGUUUCCGACGCCCAACUCCAUCUCCUCCAUGACCAUGGCCUCCGGCAUGGGCCACUCCGCCGUGCCGGGGAUGCCCACCCCGGGCCUCAACAACAUCAGCAACCUGAACGGGAUCGGCACGUCUGGCAUCAACUCAGCCAUGUCGUCGUCCGCGUGUCCGUACGGGCCUCCCGGCUCUCCCUACAGCGUUUACCGGGACACUUGCAACUCCAGCCUGGCCACCCUCAGACUCAAAUCCAAACAGCAUCCUACUUUUGGAUACAGCAGCCUGCAGAGCCCCGGGUCGAGCCUGAACGCCUGUCAAUACAACAGCUGACGGGCCAAAAGCGCGGCCUAAAUGUUACAAAUAUAAAUAAAUAUAUGUGAUAAACGGACACGGUGUCAAGAGCUUUCAGGCUACCUGCGGAUGGGGGAAACAAAUCCAAGACAACUAAACUGGAUUAGUUGCAAUCAUUUAAAAAAAAAAAAAAAAAAUGUAAAAAAAAAAAAAAAAGGAGGAAAACAUGGAUUAUGCGGGUUAUAUGUUUACCAAUGAACUUGCACAGCAAUUGAAAUGUCCAGUUUUUUUGGAUUUAAAAAAAAAAAAGAUGAAGACGUGUUACAUUGCUGCAUUGUACAUAUAUAAAUGUAAAUAUAUACAGGUCUAACAUAAAACAGACGAUGGGAUUUUUUUUUGUGCUUGCUUGCUUUUGA